Caenorhabditis briggsae is the source of this 2718-nucleotide messenger RNA. Lineage: Eukaryota; Metazoa; Nematoda; Chromadorea; Rhabditida; Rhabditidae. Gene Ontology annotation, molecular function: protein binding; RNA binding. The record is from RefSeq and is a predicted model, not a curated record. The transcript is spliced from 8 exons. The coding region runs from base 1 to 2718 and encodes 905 amino acids.
AUGGAGCAGACGACUGCCCCUGUCACCACCGAUUCGAAGGAUCUCAAUGACCCUCUCAACCUUCUCUCCGCCAUAGGUGGACUCCGUGUCGAUGGUGGAUCGCCAUCCGAAGCUGAAGCAACCAGUCUAGAGUCCCAAGGUCGCUCCGGUGUCCAAUUCCGUUGUCCACGUCGUCCGAAUCAUGGUGUCGACGGACGUGCGAUUCUUCUUCGUGCCAAUCAUUUUUCGGUCCGCAUUCCGGGUGGAAACAUUCAACACUAUCAUGUCGAAGUGAUGCCCGACAAGUGUCCGAGACGUGUCAAUCGCGACAUCAUCUCCUGCCUCAUCCAAUCCUUCUCCGGCUACUUCACCAACGUUCGCCCAGUCUACGAUGGCAAGAACAGCAUGUACACUCGCGAGAUGCUUGCAUUCGGUCGUGAACGUACCGACUUCAAUGUGGUCCUUCCCGGCGAGUCUGCCGUCGAACGUCAAUUCUCCGUCUCCCUAAAAUGGGCCGGCGAAAUCUCCCUAACCAGUCUAGAAGACGCCAUGGAAGGCCGCAUCCAUACAGUACCCUAUGAGACUGUGAAGGCUGUGGACGUCAUCCUUCGUCACUUGCCAAGUCUGAAGUAUAGUCCAGUCGGCCGGAGCUUCUUCUCCCCGCCAGCGAGAUUCGAGCACGCUCAACAGCAGAACUUCCCGGAGAGCAAGUUGGGCGGAGGGCGAGAGGUCUGGUUUGGAUUCCAUCAGAGUAUCAGACCAUCCCAAUGGAAGAUGAUGCUGAAUAUUGACGUGUCGGCGACAGCGUUCUAUCGGGAGAUGCCAGUUAUUGAAUUCCUCGCCGAGGUCCUUGAGCUACCCAUCCAGGCACUGGCUGAGAGAAGAGUGCUUUCCGAUUCUCAACGUGUCAAGUUCACCAAGGAGAUUCGUGGACUCAAGGUGGAGAUCAAUCAUUGUGGACCGAUGAGACGCAAGUAUCGUGUCUGUAAUGUGACGAGACGUCCCGCCCAGACCCAGACGUUCCCGUUGCAAUUGGAAAAUGGGCAAACUAUCGAGAAGACGGUGCUCAAGUAUUUCCAUGAUAAGUACAAUCUGCAGUUGAAGUAUCCACACUUGCCGUGUCUUCAGGUAAUGAUUUCUAAUAAUGUCGGCCAAGAGCAAAAGCACACCUACCUCCCAAUCGAAGUGUGCAACGUGGUAUCCGGUCAACGAUGCAUCAAGAAGCUCACCGACUCCCAAACCUCUACAAUGAUUAAAGCCACCGCCCGUACCGCACCAGAACGCGAGCGCGACAUUGCCAAUCUCGUCCGCAAAGCCGAAUUCUCCGCCGACCCCUUCGCUCAUGAGUUCGGAAUCACUAUCAAUCCAGCCAUGACUGAAGUCAAAGGACGGGUGCUGUCGGCACCAAAGCUGCUCUACGGAGGACGUCAAAACUCGACGGCUGUCCCGAAUCAAGGAGUCUGGGACCUGCGUGGAAAACAAUUCCAUACGGGAAUCGAGGUCCGCGUCUGGGCCAUUGUCUGCUUUGCCGAUCAGCAUCAUGUCAAGGAGAACGACCUACGCGCUUUCACAUCCCAUCUUCAACGGAUCUCGCACGACGCUGGAAUGCCAAUCAUUGGAAGUCCAUGCUUCUGCAAGUAUGCUGUUGGUGUGGAGCAAGUGGAGCCAAUGUUCAAGUAUUUGAAACAGAACUAUCCGGAAUUGCAGUUGGUGGUUAUUGUGUUGCCCGGGAAGACGCCGGUUUAUGCCGAAAUCAAGCGUGUUGGAGACACGGUCCUCGGAAUCGCCACUCAAUGCAUUCAGUCCAAGAAUGUGACUCGUACCACACCCCAAACGCUUUCCAAUAUUUGCAUGAAGAUGAACAUGAAGCUGGGAGGUGUCAAUUGUGUUCUCGCGCCGAACGUUCGUCCGAAGAUCUUCUCCGAAUCGGUGAUCUUCCUCGGAUGCGAUAUUACACAUCCACCGGCAGGGGAUUCUAGAAAACCCUCUGUCGCCGCCAUCGUCGGCUCAAUGGACGCCCACCCGAGCAAGUACGCCGCCACAGUCCGUGUCCAACCAAAUCGCCAGGAAAUCAUUACCGAAAUGGCAUCGAUGGUCAAAGAGCUCCUCCAACAAUUCUACAUCAACACUCGUUUCAAGCCAGCCAGAAUUGUAGUCUACCGAGAUGGAGUCUCAGAGGGACAAUUCUUCAAUGUCCUUCAAUAUGAGCUUCGAGCGAUCCGCGAGGCUUGUAUGAUGCUAGAGACUGGAUACCAACCCGGAAUCACCUUUAUCGCUGUUCAAAAACGUCAUCACACCCGUUUGUUCUCGGUUGAUAAGAAUGAUAGAGUCGGAAAGGCGUUCAACAUCCCGCCCGGAACAAUUGUGGAUGUUGGGAUCACUCAUCCAACGGAAUUUGAUUUCUACCUAUGCUCGCAUGCCGGAAUCCAGGGAACAUCUCGGCCAUCUCACUAUCACGUCCUCUGGGAUGAUAACGAUAUGACUGCGGACCAACUUCAGCAGCUGACGUACCAGAUGUGUCACACCUACGCCCGGUGCACAAGAUCGGUGUCGAUCCCGGCGCCGGCGUACUAUGCGCAUUUGGUGGCGAUGCGCGCCAGAUUCCACCUGGUUGACAGAGAUCAUGAAUCCGGAGAAGGAUCACAACCGUCGGGAACGUCGGAGGAUAGUACGUUCUCGAGUAUGGCGCGUGCUGUUCAGGUCCAUCCGAAAGCCAACAAGGUCAUGUACUUUGCCUAA